Messenger RNA from Daucus carota subsp. sativus, 1053 nucleotides. RefSeq names its product probable disease resistance protein At5g43730. Lineage: Eukaryota; Viridiplantae; Streptophyta; Magnoliopsida; Apiales; Apiaceae. The record is from RefSeq and is a predicted model, not a curated record. The coding region runs from base 1 to 1053 and encodes 350 amino acids. Gene Ontology annotation, molecular function: ADP binding. The transcript is spliced from 2 exons.
AUGGUUGGUCUAUCUGAUGUUCCAUGUGUGGGAAAAGCUCUGGACAGAGUAUCCGAGGCGACAGUUGAAGCAAUGUUCCAUGGAUUGCGUUACAUGUUUUGCUACAAGGAACUUGUUAACGUUCUUAAUUCUGAUAUAGAAAAAGUUAACAUUCAGGAGGAAAGGGUGUCCAGGAAAGCUGCUGCGGCAAGAGCUGAUGGUAAAACAGUUGAGGAUUAUGUAAUGAAGUGGCAGAAAGAGGUUGAAGAAAUCCAGGAGAGUGCCAGAGAGUUUUCUGGAAAAUAUAAAAACAGACAUUCAUGGAGGAGAGAUGUUUAUGGGGAGCUGUGGGAAAUACUAGUAAGUGAAGGUAGUUCUCCGGUUAUUGGCAUCUAUGGGAUGCCAGGAGUUGGCAAAACUCAAAUGGUGGAACGAAUAUGGGGAGAAGCAAAGGAGAAGAAGAUCUUUGACAAGAUCACACGAGCGGAUGUAGGCUUUCAGAAGUUGGAUGUGAUAAAAGUACAAAACCAGAUCGCAGGAUAUUUAAAUUGCCAUUUUGAAUCAAAAGAUAAUGUCGACCAUAGAGCUUCUCAGCUGAAACGUAGUUUAUUGAAUGGAGGCAAAAUCCUCAUCAUUUUAGAUGAUAUAUGGAGAGAAAUUCCUUUGGAUAUUAUUGGAAUUCCAUUUGGUCAUGGAAGUACUUCCACAGGUAGUAAGAUCAUCUUGACAGCUCGAGUGGAAGAGGCAUGUUUGCGUAACAAUUGCAGGCAUCCAGUCAAGAUUACACCCCUGACAACUGAUGAAGCGUGGGAUAUGUUCAAAUACACCAUUGGUUCUUCUCAGAUGGAAUCUCUGCAGGAUGAAGCCCUGGCGAAGGAAGUGUGUAAUCAAUGUGCAGGUAUACCACUCGUCAUUCAUGCGGUUGGUAAAGCACUACAAUUCAUGUCUGACAAUUCAUGGAAGGAUGCACUAUACCAACUUAAAAAUGGCCAUGUUGAAAAUAUUCCAGGAAUAGGUCCAGAAGUAUAUGAUUGUUUGAAAUCGAAUAUUGAUCCUCCCUCUGUAUUCAACUAA